AUGGCCAUUCAGAUUUUCGGGGCAACUGCUCCAGCUCUGAUUGUUUGGUAUAUUAAUCGUCCCAAACAAAAAUCUAGUCCCAAAACAAGACUAAUCCGCAAAGAAGGACAAAUCGCCAAAACUAAACUAAAACACGAAACUGAAAAUGCUCAACGGGCCUUGAGACACCAAACCGAAUUAAAAAUUUUAGAAAUAGAUAGGCAAACCAUUCUCAAAGAAAUUGCUUAUGACACUGAAAGAUUUAAGUUGGAGAGUGGUUUAGGUGAAAAAAGGGGUGAAUCUGAACCAGAAAUGCCAAGUACUCCCGAAGGGCAAAAUAAACUGGAUCUUUUAUCCGGUCUAAAACAACAAGGGGCUAAUUUAUUCCAAAAAGGGGUUGGCCAAGUCAAGCAAGUAGCGGAGGAAAAAAUUAAUCAGGCCACCAAAGCCGUUAAUGAAAAAGCCAAUCAAUUUACCAAAACUACCGGUGAUAAAAUUGACGAGAUUACUAAAAAAGUUAAACCAAAAAAGGAGGAAUAA
Messenger RNA from Racocetra persica, 519 nucleotides. The record is from the annotation of a GenBank genome assembly. NCBI's taxonomy places the organism in Eukaryota, Fungi, Glomeromycota, Glomeromycetes, Diversisporales, Gigasporaceae.